Molecule: messenger RNA, 1696 nt
Organism: Gasterosteus aculeatus aculeatus (three-spined stickleback)
Lineage: Eukaryota; Metazoa; Chordata; Actinopteri; Perciformes; Gasterosteidae
Gene: saga
Product: S-antigen; retina and pineal gland (arrestin) a
Biological process (GO): signal transduction; G protein-coupled receptor internalization
Cellular component (GO): photoreceptor inner segment; photoreceptor outer segment
Molecular function (GO): G protein-coupled receptor binding
Source: RefSeq, a predicted model, not a curated record
GGGUGGGGUGACGGACAGCAGGUGUUUACAUAUAGAGCCUCUGGCCUCAGCUUCAUCGCAGCUCGUCUUCAUCGCAGCUCGUCUUCAUCGCUGAGUACGUCGUCGCCGACUUCUGAACCAACAUGAACCCCAAAAAUGUCGUUUUCAAGAAGAUUUGCAAAGACAAGUCGGUUGCAGUUUACAUGGGGAGACGGGACUUUGUGGACCGAGUGGACUCCGUGGAUCCAGUGGAUGGCGUCAUCCUGAUCGAUCCCGAGGCUCUGCAGGGGAGGAAAGUCUUCGUCACCCUGUCCUGCACCUUUCGCUACGGCAGAGACGACAUGGACGUGAUGGGCAUCGCCUUCCGCCGCGAGCUGUACCUGUCCACCCGCCAGGUGUACCCGGCCCUGCAGGACCGCGAGAAGGGGACCCACACCAGGACGCAGGCCAAGCUGCUGCGAAAGCUGGGACAAGACGCCUACCCGUUCUUCUUCGAGUUUCCCGACAACCUGCCUUGCUCAGUGGCUCUCCAGCCGUCGGCCCAAGACGGCGGCAAGCAAUGUGCCGUGGAGUUCGAGAUCCACGCGUUCAGCGCCGAGAGCCAAGACGCCAAGAUCCGCAAACGGAGCUCCGUGAAGCUGACCAUCAGGAAGGUGCAGUACGCUCCGGAGACGGAGGGCGCGGCUCCGUCCGUGGAGACCACGCGGGACUUUGUCAUGUCGGACAAACCGCUGCACGUCAAGGCCAGUCUGGACAAAGAGAUCUACUACCACGGUGAUUGCGUCAAAGUGCACGUCAUCGUGACCAACCAUUCCAGCAAAACCAUCAAGAACGUCAUCGUCUCUGUGGAUCAGGUCUCCACGGUGGUGUUGUACUCCAACGACUGCUACGUCAAAUCUGUGGCCAUCGAGGAACCCGGGGAUUCGGUGUCUCCAGGAGCGACUCUCCAGAAGGUCUACACUUUGCUGCCUCUGCUGGCCAACAACCGGGAGAGGAGAGGCAUCGCCGUGGACGGAAAGCUGAAGCACGAAGACACAAACCUGGCUUCAUCCAGCAUCGUCAAGGACGGUGUGCUGAAGGAGGUGAUGGGGAUCAUGGUUUCAUACAGAAUCAUGGUGAAGCUCAUUGUUGCAGGGAUGAUAGGAUCAAGUGAAGUCGGUGUGGAGAUUCCCUUCAAACUGAUGCACCCUAAACCUGAUGCAGUGAAGGAGAGCGAGCUGGAGGAGGAGAUGGAGUUCCAGGAGUUCAAGCGCUCCUACCUGAAGGGGAUGAACGAGGACGAGGACGAGGAGGGAAACGUGUCGGGCGGCGACGACAUCGCGCCCAAAGAGAAAUGAAGAAGAGCUGCGGCUGCCCUGACGCCUUUGUGCUAGAAAGAAGUCAGCGCUUGAUUAAAGGAUAGUACUUAGUACAUUUAGGUAUUUUCAGAUCCGUAGUAUGAAUGACGCUCUUUUCUGCAAGCUGAGAAAAGGUGGAGUGAGGAUGAAGAAGGUGAAGAAGCUGUUUUAGUUUGAAUAUCUGUGUUUUGUGGUAGUAAUGAAUUAGUUAACUUUGACUGAGAAGACGCUUCGCUUGUGUCGCUCACUUUAAAACUGAAGGCUUAAGAUUUGUUGUUGUUUGCAGAAUUUACGACACUGUAAAAGUUUAAAUUGCUGAGGAUGUGAUUGGACACGGUGACGUUUGAACUGUGAGCCAAUAAAAGAUGAUUCCUUCAGGC